Messenger RNA from Paraglomus brasilianum, 1311 nucleotides. The record is from the annotation of a GenBank genome assembly. NCBI's taxonomy places the organism in Eukaryota, Fungi, Glomeromycota, Glomeromycetes, Paraglomerales, Paraglomeraceae.
AUGCAUACUAAACAUAAGCAAAAACAGCAAGUAGAUCUUGGGAGACUCCACAACAAUGACAUCACUGCACCACGUAAGAAUUUUCUAUUUACUACAUUUCAAACUGUAACGCCUCAAUACGAGGCUACAUUUGCCAAGAUCUGCUUGUUCAUAAACAUUAAAAAUAUGAUGGAAGGCGGCCGUCAUAUUGCUAUCCUUGGUGGUGGUAUUAUCGGAUGCACCAUAGCGUAUUAUAUUACACUACUAAAAGAAGACCCGAAUUUAGAAAUUACUGUUAUUGAGAAAACGGACAUAGCGUGUGCCGCUUCUGGAAGAGCAGCAGGCUUUAUAACAUCCAACUGGAAUGAUGGAGGACCGCUUCAGGAUCUUACCCAGAAUAGUUUCAGGCUCCACGCAGAACUUGCCGAAACUUUAAAUGGCAAGGUCACUUAUGAUUAUCGACCGAUACAAACAUUAUCUAUCACAGCUUCGGUAAGAGCGCAAAAUGCCAAAGAACCGCCGAUCGACUGGUUGAAAGGCAAACUAAUACAGAAGGCAGAAUGCAUUGGCACUACGAAAACAACGGCUCAACUUCAUCCGUACAAGUUUUGCCAGACUCUGAUUAAAGAAGCAAAAUCGCGAGGUGCGAAGGUGCGUAUAGCAUCCGUUGAAGGUCUUAUAUUUGAUAAGUACAAAAUAACAGCUGUUCGAUUGAACGAUGAAGUGAUAUUACCAGUGGAUACAAUAAUCGUAGCAAUGGGGCCAUGGAGCGGCCCUUGUUUGCAAUGGUUGGUUAAACAGGGCGAUAGAAUGUAUUCGUUGCCGGAUGUAAAUGGGCAGCGUGCACAUAGUUUACUUUUAAGACCCUCAGUCCCAUUAUCUCCACAUAUAUGUUUCAUGGCGUUAAGUCUAGGCCAUAAAUUCAGUGAACCAGAAUUCUAUCCCAGACCAGAUGGAGAUGUUUUUGUCUCUGGGGAGAUUGAUAAUGGAGUUCUCCCGAAAUCAGCUAACGAAUUUGAACCCAACCCGACAUCUAUUAAAAAUCUGAAGAGAGACUGCAACUUAUUAUCGCCUGACAUUUUGGGAACGGCAACUGUAGUAAAGGAAAAUUGUUGUUGGAUGCCCAUUUCUUCGGAUACUUUGCCUCUAAUAGGGAAAGUGCCAUGGUUGGAUGGAGUCUAUUUAGCAACUGGGCAUAAUGUAUGGGGUAUUUCUAACUGCACUGGGACUGGUUUAGUAAUAGCAGAGAUGGUGUUGAUGGGUCAGGCCCAAAGUAUCGAUGUGAGGGCCCUUGCACCUCUGAGGCCAAAAAAUUCCAGAGUGCAUCAAUGA